Pedinophyceae sp. YPF-701 is the source of this 2610-nucleotide messenger RNA. The record is from the annotation of a GenBank genome assembly. Lineage: Eukaryota; Viridiplantae; Chlorophyta; Pedinophyceae.
AUGUCUAUGCAGUUCACGGUGAAGAAGUUUCCGGCCACACCGACGCUGAAGAAUCACUGCGGGCUGCCAUGGGGCUGCGUGGUUUCUCCCUUCGCGGACGUGAAGGGCGACGCGUCGGAGCGCGCGCCGCGCACCAGCAGCGUCGCCCGCUGCUCCAGCUGCUACGCCUACGUCAACCACCAGUGCGCCUUCGAGCACUACGGCUGGAUCUGCUCCCUCUGCCAGCACCUCAACGACUACCGCGGCCUCGACACGCGGUACGCCCGCGGCACCGUCCGCGCGCGCCUCCCCGAGCUGCGCAGUGGCGUCACCGAGCUCAUCGUCGACGACAGCAACGGCAUCCAGGCGAGCGCGGACGCCGAGAUCGUCGGGAGCCCGAUCGUGCUCGCGCUGGUCGACGCCACGGCGCCGCGGGGGCAGAUGGAGGCGGUGAGGUCGUCCCUGCUCGGGGCGAUCGAGGCCAUGGAGGACUCGGCACUGUUUGGACUGAUCACGUUCUCUCGCCGGGUGACGAUGUACGACUUGCAGGGCCCGGACCGGCCGGUCGCGGUGCACGUGCCGCUGAGCUCGCGAGCCGAGCUGCGGGCGGGCGCGGGCCCGACGCGCGUCGCGCUUGAGGACGCGAUGCCGCUGGCGCACCUGCUCUGCCCCAUUGGGCAAUGCCGGGAGCGUGUCCAGGAGCUGCUGGAGUGGCUGGAGCCAGAACACAUCCCCAACAGCCCCCAGGACGCGCACGAGGGCCACCGCGGACUCGGCGGCGCGCUGCAGGCGGUGAUGCAGCAGCUGUCGACAGGCGCUGCAGCACUGAUUCAUUUCCUGGAAGGGGCUGCGUCAGGCAACCGCCGCGCGAGCACGCAAGGCUCGGAGUCGUACGGGUACGCCGGUGCGCGCCUGCUCGCGUUCGUGUCGGGCAGGCCCGACUACGGUGCGGGCGCCGUGCGCACCCGUGGCCGCCGCGGGCAACAGGCGACGACGCUGGCGCCGCCGAAGCGCUUGGCGAGUAUGGACCGGGGCGGGGACGUCGGCGGGGACCUCGAGGGCGACGGCGUCGCCGGGGACGAGGAGGUGGGGGGGGGGCGUGUUGAUGUCAAGUCGCGUGCGUUCUACCAGGACGCCGCGAUCGCCGCGGCGGCGCUCGGGGUGUGCGUGGACCUCUUCGUCACGCCGCCGACGCAAGCGGACCUCGGGCUCGAAGCGCUGGAGCCGCUGACCUCCAACAGCGGGGGGUGUCUGCUCCUUUACCCCCCCCCGAUCGAGGUGGCCACGCUCCCGCACGACGUGUUCCGGCGGAUCGCCGCGCCGCACGCGCACGCCGGUCGUCUGCGCCUGCGCUGCUCGCCGGACCUCGCCGUCGGCCGCGCCUACGGGCGGCUGUUCACGGACGAGCAGCACGAAGCGCUGCACCACGUGGUGGCAUGCGACUCGAUCGACACGUACGCGUUCGACCUCGAGUUCACCUCGCCCGACGGCCUGCUCGCGUACGUCCGGACCGGAGUCCGCCCGCCCGUCCUCCAGAUGACGUUCAGCUACACCGCGCUCGUACCGCGGUACGGCGGCGAGUCGGACCACCCGCGGGCCAGCGGUCUGACCGACACCAGCACCGCCCGGGAGUCGCGCGACAUGGACGCGCCCACCGGGUUCCUCCUCCAACGGCGCGUGCGCGUCCUGACGGUGCGCGCGGACGUCGCGUCCUCGGCGCAGGAGAUCUACUACUCCUGCCACACCGGCGCCUGCCUCUCGCUGCUAACCCACAAGGCGCUGCGCGCGGUCAACGAGGAGGGCACGGCGGAGGCGAAGGAGCUCCUCGCGGACUGGGUGACGAACCUCGUUGCGUCGUGGAACUGCUUCUACGUGAACAACUUCCGCGGCGCGAGCGCGGGCCUCGUGCGCACGACAGACCCAGGCGCGCUGGACAUGUCGCUGGAGGACGUGCCCGCGGUGUCGCCGCUGAUCCGCAUGGCGUACGCGCUGAUCCGCUCGCCCGUCCUGCAGCCCGCGGAGGUCGCCGCGGCCGCGGGGCCGGACGCCGCGGACGGCGUGGUGUUCACCGCCGCGCUGUGGGGGGGUCUCCCGCCAGACCUGCUCAUGCUGUCCAUGUACCCGGAGCUCUCCGUGUGGAACUCGCCCGACACGCUCAAGUCCCCCGCCGAGGCGCUGUCGAGCCAGACGCUCGUCGACCACCCGGGCUGCAUCUUCCUCAUCGACUCGCUGUCAGCAGUGAUCGUGUAUUACACCCCCGACGCGCUGACGCAGUACGAGUGCCCGCCGCCGCGCGGGAGCACGAUCCACCGCGCGAUCGCGUCCGCGAGCGAGACGCGCCGCGUCGCGCCGCGCGUGAUUUACGUGCGCGCGGGCGUGGACGCGACGGCGCCGCUCUCGCGGCACUUCAUCGAGGACGCCGCGCCGUACUCGCGGCCGCAGCUGCAGCGCGCGCAGUCGAGCGAGCGCCGCGCGUACGCCCGCGCGGGGGACCUCGACCUGGACACCCCCGAGGACGAGAUCGGAUCUGCGGGGCUGGUGGAGGCGGCGCUGGAGGGCUGGGACGCGUUCAGCGCGCAGCUGCGGCGGCGCGUCGAGAUGCUCGUGCGCAGCGGCGCGUACGACCGCUGA